GAUAGUGAGAUGAGAGUAAAGAUCUCACCACAGCUGCUACUGGCCACUCAUCGCUUCAUGGCUACAGAGGUAGAACCUUUCAAGAUGCCACAUCUCUCAGAGAAGAUCCUGCUGCGGCUUCUCAAACAUCCCAACGUCAUCCAGGAGAUGAAAUUUGACCACAAAAACAAGCGAGCACCUGAACACUAUCUUUACCAGCGUAACCGCCCAGUUGACUAUUUUGUGCUCAUCUUACAGGGAAAAGUGGAGGUAGAAGUGGGAAAAGAAGAAUUGCGAUUUGAAAAUGGUGCUUUCACAUACUAUGGUGUCCCAGCAAUCAUGACUGUCAUCUAUUCAGAUAACGAUGGGCGUAAAAUGAGCAGCCUGGCUGGAUCAUCUUUCCUGUUGAAUCAAUCUCCAUCACGUUGCAGUGGAUUAAACCGCUCAGAGUCUCCAAUUCGAGAACGUAAUGAGUAUGGAGGCAGCAGCACCCAACUACAUAGUGGCUGCAACAACAACAUAUACACUCCAGAUUAUUCUGUUCAUAUUCUGUGUGAUGUACAGUUUGUCAAG
Molecule: messenger RNA, 552 nt
Organism: Protobothrops mucrosquamatus (brown spotted pit viper)
Lineage: Eukaryota; Metazoa; Chordata; Lepidosauria; Squamata; Viperidae
Product: metal transporter CNNM1-like
Exons: 5
Source: RefSeq, a predicted model, not a curated record